AUGGGUGAUUAUGGCCCUGCAUCUAACCACUCCGUGGACCAACCUUCUGCAACUUCACCUGAUGUCUCCGUACUCAUAACGGGCUUUGGCCCGUUCAAAACCAACCUUGUCAAUGCUUCAUCCCUGAUCGCCAAAUCGCUGCCUGAUUCAUUUACCUUUCCGAUUCCUGGACUAGCUGGUCUCGAGGACCGUCGUGUCGUUCUGCAUGUCCACCCGGACCCGAUCCCUGUGGCUUAUUCAUCCGUUCGUGAAUCCUUACCCGUGAUCUUAAGCGACUUCGCAACAGCCAACCGGGGCCGCCGACCAGAUCUGGUCAUCCAUAUUGGUAUCGCCUCCCCAAGACUGUACUACUCGGUUGAGCACUUGGCCCACCGGGAUGAUUACAACAUCACCGAUAUCAACGGCUGCUCGGGCUAUGAGGACGGAGAGAAAAGAUGGAAGGAGAUGGGCCUUCCCCCGAUCUUGAGUCCGGGCCGGGCUUUCACGACCAAAGAACAACAGGAUCAACGCUGCAAGGCCUCCAAGGGUAGUCCCUACCCACCGAAUGCUCACUUCUUAGAGACGUGGAAGGCCAAUUCAUCGGCGGAUCUGGAUCUCCGCAUCUCUCAUGACGCUGGUCAUUACCUCUGCGACUUCAUCUUCUAUACCAGUAUGGCCUUGGCCACGCAGCAGGGACAAGACCGCAAUGUUUUGUUUUUACAUGUCCCCAGUGCAUCGGAGGAUGCUGAUGUCGAGCGUGGACGAGAUAUCACCCUGGCUCUGAUCAAGACCAUGGUGAGCUGCUGGAUUGAUGAGAAGCAAUCUGCAUGA
Molecule: messenger RNA, 810 nt
Organism: Penicillium odoratum
Lineage: Eukaryota; Fungi; Ascomycota; Eurotiomycetes; Eurotiales; Aspergillaceae
Product: putative pyroglutamyl peptidase type I
Exons: 2
Coding region: 1-810 (269 amino acids)
Biological process (GO): proteolysis
Source: RefSeq, a predicted model, not a curated record